AUCACAUCAAUCAUCGGCUUUUGUUUACAUUCGGCAUUUUUUGUGUGAAGUUUUUAAACUUUCACAAUGCCUGGUACAAUUUUGGAAAAUUUGAGUACUAAAAAGUUGAGUGUUUUGCUCAGUGUUUUCCUAUUAAGCCAGCUGGCAUGCUUCCUGUUAGGUUUAAUAGCUCCGAGUCCUGCGAGAACUCAAACAAUAUUGGCUACCGUUUGUGUAGACGAGGAUCCUUUAUCUUCCCGGGACGAUGCAGAUCAAUGGUUCACAAGGCAAUGUCGCAAAACUGUAAAUUUGGAAGAUCCAAAAGCGACUGAUGGUUUAGAUGCCAACAAUUUGGUAUUCGUUGCCGAAAUGCCGUUGCACGGUUUGGAUUACUCUCGCUGGCAACAAAAUCUAGUUGGCAUUUUGCAAAUUGAUAUGUAUUACCAGAAGGAGCAAAAAAUUUCUAAUCCGUUGGUCGAAUUAACGCUUGAAUCCCGAUUGGCAUACAGCGAUAAAACAUCCAAUGGAGGUAAAACGCCUUGGAAAUAUUUCUCUCACGCGGAGGAAAAACGGUACAUGAAUUGCUCGUUCGAUGAAAACGCCAACAGAGGGGAAGGUUACCAGUAUGAAUGCACCAUGGUUUCACUAUUUGAAUUAGGAUCGUUGUUCCACGAUUAUUAUCUGUUAAAUUUACGUUUACCUUACAAUUCUACGAGCAAUAAGAAUACUGCAUUAGGGAGAAUACACGACAUUUACUUGCAUACCAUUUACAUGAACGGUGGUUUUACUAAAGUUUGGGUCAGCUUGAAAACGGUAUUCUUUCCCAUACUAGUAGCAAUAAUGACAUGGUUUUGGCAUAGAGUUCACAAAUUGAAUCGAACUCCUGUUCUGUUGGAAUACAUGUUAAUUACUGUAGGUGGUACUCUGACGUUCCUUAAUCUACCCAUAGAAUUUCUCAGUUUGUUUUUCGAAAUGCCCUACAUGCUGUUGUUAAGCGACAUUCGACAGGGAGUAUUUUACGCCACACUGCUGUCUUUUUGGCUGAUAUUCGCAGGAGAGCACAUGCUGAUUCAGGACACGGCAGAAAGGAACACUUUAAGAAAAUACUGGAAGCAUCUGAGUACAAUCAUCAUCGGAUGCUUGUGCUUGCUCAUUUUCGAUUUGUGCGAACGCGGCACUCAGUUGGUCAAUCCGUUUUACUCCAUUUGGGUGACUCCCAUCGGCACCAAUCUAGCUCUGGCCUUCAUCAUACUCGCUGGGAUAUCGGCGGGAUUGUAUUUCUUCUUCUUGUGUUUCAUGGUCUGGCGGGUGUUUAAAAACAUCAGCAUAAAGAGAUCCGUUUUGCCGAGCAUGUCCCAAGCUAGACGUUUGCAUUACGAAGGUUUCAUCUACCGUUUCAACUUCUUGAUGUUGGCUACGUUGAUUUGCGCUGCAGUCACCAUAGUUUCUUUCAUACUGUCCCAAGUGGACGAAGGGCAAAAUAAAUGGGACGAAACAAUGGAUUUGGAAUUAUCUUCAGUUAUCCAUACCGGGGUGUACGGGAUGUGGAACAUAUACAUUUGCGCCAUGUUGAUUUUGUACGCUCCUAGCCAUAAACAGUGGCCGUCUGAUGUGGCCUGUACAGAAGGAGAGGAGGUGGAAUUCAGCAGGAUACCAAACGAAUCUACUUCUAAUGAAAUCUCUGCCUUGACCACCUUCUCUACCAAAGCCAACCUCGAUUAGGUGACUAGUUUCUUGUGCAAUUCUACAAAUUGACUUCAGUCGAUAUAUAAUUUUUAACUUAUUGGAUUCGAUUGGUAAUGCUUCCAUUUUAUCAAUUAAUCACUUAUAUUAUUCGUAAGUCAUGAUAUUAAUCAAUGGCGCUUUUGAUAUUAAUUAGAUUAGAAAAUACGACUUCUUAAUUAAAUAACUUGACUAAUGUAGUAGUGAUACUUACAUUUAUGCAUUUCCUACAUAAAGGCCAUAUUACUUAAAUUUAGCUUGUAGUUGGUAACUUAUUACUAGUAUUGUAAUUUUUUAUGUCAGUAUAUGAACAAUCCAGUAUUGUAUUUAUUUUUUU
Phyllotreta striolata is the source of this 2038-nucleotide messenger RNA. The record is from the annotation of a GenBank genome assembly. NCBI's taxonomy places the organism in Eukaryota, Metazoa, Arthropoda, Insecta, Coleoptera, Chrysomelidae.